AUGGAGCGUAGCCGUGGCGUUCCAGACGAGGAGAUGUUCCUCAAUAAGCCUGCUCCCGAAGACUGCGACAGCCCGACCGUUGAACCUCUGCGCAUCUUCAAGCCGCAGAGCCCUCAACCCGCCAAGGACGGUAGAUCGUCCGCCUUCAGAUAUCCGGCGCCCCCAUCGUCUACUUCUCCUGCUUCCAAGCAUUCGUUUCCUUUGCCUCCUGGCGCCUCCAGCUCUGCGGCACCAUUGCCGUUCCCCGACGACGACGACGUCCGCAAACCCACUCCCGCGAAGCCAUUCGGCUCUGCCUACAAUGAUACUGGUCCCAGAUUAGAAACAAGCCCUCCUGGGAAGAAGCCUGGUCUCGCAGAACGGAGAGGAGCUGCCCCAAAGCCCAUCAGCUCCCCUACAAGUCCUGACGGAGAUCACGACCUAUUCCAACGCCCCUUGGCUGAUAACCACCGGCCAGGCUCAUCUAAUGCGAAUCCUCAUAAUUAUCAAAAAACAUACUACCCGCCACCAGGUGCUGCAUCUAGCUCCUCGAGUAAUGUACCUACAAAUCUCGCCUCUACCCAGCAACAUAAGAUGGCCGACCAGGGCGUAAAUCGCUUUGCUUCAACUGCUUCGACAUCUACAACUCGUGCUAGCCGUGGCUCUCCUCCACCUCCCGAGACCCCAAUCGUGGAGCCUGGACAAGCACCGGCCGAUGCUAUUGAGGCCCGCUAUGCAGCAUCCGGUAUCUCUGGCACCGCUACACUCAACAGCCUGGGCGCACCUAGCGCUGCUGCUUCACAAAGACUUGCGCAAUACGGGAACCAACCGCCCCCUCAACGACCUUGGACGCCGACUGAAACUCCUGACCAGGCACCAUCAGGUCCACCUACCGUGUACCAGGGUAUGAAUGCUAUUUCAAGUCCAGCUCAGACGCAGCAAUCGUUCAGCCCCCCUCCCCAGCCCGAGCAGCAACAACAACAGCAAAAACCACAAGGACAGGGACAGGGACAAGGACAAGGCCAAGCGCAAGUCAGUGUGUUGGAACAAGACUUCCAGCGGAUGAACACCAACUCUCCGCCUCCUGCUUACUCAAGCCUCAAUCCCGGUGGCAACUCAUCCUAUCCCAAUGAAAAACAAAGACCUCAGCAAGCUGGAUCAAGCUCUUCUUCUGCACAACCUCAUCAGCAGGCGGCGGCAUCGACACCCCCUACGAAAACCACCGUUGUUGCAGCGGGCUCGACUGCAACGGGUGGUCUUGCAUCUCCCGCUUUGCAACAUCCAGGCCAUCCCGCAUUUGCUAAUGACCCCCACCCUGCGUUCGCCAACGAAUCUCAUCCUGAGCAGAAUGGACAGAGCUCUCAGCAAGUUGUUGCUCCCGCCCAGAGCUUCGAGACUCAGAACCCAGCCUCCCCUCCGCCCUUGCCUGAGGGAUGGAUUGCUCACCUGGACCAGAAUUCGGGACAGUACUACUAUAUCCACUUGGCUAGUCAGGCAACACAAUGGGAGUUCCCUAAGGGUCCCAAUCCCAUAUCGCACGAACCAGCCCCUCUCUCACCAACAGCCUCAACGUAUGGGAACCCUUUGGCUUCACCCAUGUUCGGCAAGCAGUCUAUAGCCUCGCCCAUGUUUCCACCGCAUACCCCUGGCUAUGCCGAGAGUAUCAUGAGCGUGGCUGCUUCGGCGACACCUACGGCAGCGGGAUUUACAGGACCGCCACCAAGCGCUGGUGUGGAUAUGUACAGAAUUCAACCCACAAACGGCGUCUACUUCGGCCCUUAUCUGCGAUACGUCAACAUGGACAUCGAGAAAGGUCUCUGGCUUGGUAGUAUCCUGAUCGUGACAGACGCUCCUCAACCGCCUACAAUUCAUAUCCAUCUGAGCCAUGAUCUAGCACCGAACCCUCGCCAAGCCGAACCUCGACCUAUUGCUACACACCAGAGGUGGAAGUUCUACAAAUAUGACCUAGAGCUGCCUAUGUCGGAAGCUGGUACCGAACGCUGGACGUACGCAGUCACUUCGCAUCUUGGUUGUACCAGAUAUGAGUUCGUUGUUGCUGGGCGGCAAGAGACUAGCUGGCGCUUUAUUGCACACUCUGGUAACGACUUCGCAGCGGGAACCUCGCAAAAUGAGCGUGCCAAGCUUGGUGGAGUCGGCUUCAUGUGGAAGGAUGUUCUUCAGAAGAACGUUGACUGCGGUGGUUUCCACGUUCAAUUGGGUUUGGGAGAUCAGAUCUAUGGUGACCGCUUGUGGAAAGAAGUUCCACUCCUCAAGCAGUGGCUUGCGAUGAGCGGACGCGACAACAAGAAAAACGUUCAGUGGACAGCGCGGCACGAGGAAGAUGUUGCGCAUGCUUAUUUCCAUUACUACACGAGUCACUUCGACCAGCCGUUCCUUAGAGAGGCCUUUGCUCAGAUCCCCCACGUCCUGCAGAUUGACGACCAUGACAUCUUUGAUGGGUACGGUUCAUACCCGGACUAUAUGCAGUCCUCGCCUAUGUUCAAGAACAUUGGUAGAAUCGCGACUGAUAUGUACCUUCUGUUCCAACAUCACACGACUGUCGAGAUGCUACGCAAUGUCAGCACUGACCAUGAUAUCUUUACCAUCACCGGCACCGGCUGGCAUUUUGUCAAGUACUUGGGCCCGGCCGUGGUAGUUGUGGGCCCCGAUUGCCGAUCUGAACGCACCCAAGCUCGAGUGAUGGCAGGUCCGACAUAUCAAGGAAUCUUCCCUAAAGUUGCUACACUGCCUCCUAGUGUGCAGCACUGCAUAUGGAUGGUCUCGGUGCCGCUUGUAUACCCUCGAUUGGAUACCGUGGAAAGUCUCGCUAACACCAUGGCUGCUGGAAAGAAGGCUGUCAAUACCACUUACAAUAUAUUGGGCAAAGUCACAAGCUCGGUUGCAGGUGUGGUUGGAGGGAAGGAUGUAGUGGCACAGGGGUUCUCACAAGUCAAGAAGGCAGUGGGAAAGACUGGUCUUAUGGGCAACGUCCUAAACCAGUUCGGUGAACUUGAUAUUCAGGAAGUUCUCAAGGAUAUGUGGACUCAUGAUACCAAGGAUCUCGAGAGAACAUAUUUGAUUCGAACCCUCCAGGGCAUAGCGCAACAGAAGGGAAUCCGAAUGACAUUCCUUUCUGGAGACGUUAAUGCCUCAGGUGCUGGUCUUGUUCACGACCCGACGCAUCCCGGCGACCACAAGACGAUGUAUCAGAUCAUCUCAUCACCUAUCGUGGCGGCGCCCCAGAGUAAUUAUGUUCUCAAGAUGCUCCACAAUCAGAAGACACUAUACGUGCCUCAGAACGGCAAGAAAUCGACUCACGAAGUAUCUGACACAAAAGAAGACAUGAUGGAGAUCUUUCACUCCGAUGCCAGCGGUGCUGCGCGAGAACUCAAGAAGCUCAUGGGUCGCCGUAACUACGUUGCAUUCGUCUCAUAUGACCAAGACGCCGCCGCGGCUGUGCCCCAGACGCCUUUCAGCCCUAAUCCAAGCCUCAAUGGCUCACAGCAGGGUUUGUCCAAGGUCAGCUUGGCUGUCGACUUUGUUGUGCAAGGCGACGGCGCGUUCACAGCACCUACAAAAUACGGCCCUGUUAUCAUCCCUCAUUUGGAAUAUGGUCGAUGA
This is a messenger RNA of Fusarium coffeatum, 3600 nucleotides long. RefSeq lists its product as uncharacterized. Gene Ontology annotation, molecular function: protein binding. NCBI's taxonomy places the organism in Eukaryota, Fungi, Ascomycota, Sordariomycetes, Hypocreales, Nectriaceae. The record is from RefSeq and is a predicted model, not a curated record. The coding region runs from base 1 to 3600 and encodes 1199 amino acids. Gene Ontology annotation, cellular component: membrane. The transcript has 3 exons.